AUGCCCAGCACUUCUGCUGAUGAUGAAACUUGUCAUGCCCAUAUUACCAGCACUUCUGUUGCUGAUGAAACUUAUCAUGCCCAUAUUCCCAGCACUUCUGCUGAUGAUGAAACUUGUCAUGCCCAUAUUCCCAGCACUUCUGCUGAUGAUGAAACUUGUCAUGCCCAUGUGACCAGCACUUCUGCUGAUGAUGAAAUUUGUCAUGCCCAUAUGCCCAGCACUUCUGCUGAUGAUGAAACUUGUCAUGCCCAUAUGCCCAGCACUUCUGCUGAUGAUGAAACUUGUCAUGCCCAUAUGCCCAGCACUUCUGCUGAUGAUGAAACUUGUCAUGCCCAUAUGCCCAGCACUUCUGCUGAUGAUGAAACUUGUCAUGCCCAUAUGCCCAGCACUUCUGAUGAUGAUGAAACUUGUCAUGCCCAUAUGCCCAGCACUUCUGCUGAUGAUGAAACUUGUCAUGCCCAUAUUCCCAGCCCUUCUGUUGCUGAUGAAACUUGUCAUGCCCAUAUUCCCAGCACUUCUGCUGAUGAUGACAUUCAUCAUGGCAGCGAGCCUGACCUCCCGCAGCAUGGGCUGUUGAAUGUCAAUUCUAACUCGGAAAUCACAGUGGUUACAGCUUAUUUCAACAUUGGUUCCUUCGCCAAAGGAAGUAGUGCUAACAUGUUUACGCCGGGCAAAUAUAUGCAUUGGAUGAAAGUAUUUGGCAACAUAAACAACAACCUUGUCGCAUAUACCGAUUCGAAGGAUGUGUACGAUCUCUUCAUGAACCUGAGACGCAGGUUUCCCAGCAAUAUGACGAUAGACAGACACAACCUAUGGUUCUUCACUUUGGCUAAAGAGAUCCGUAGUAUCUACAAGCAGCCGAACUAUCCAAGGCAUCAACCGAACACCGUCAACGAGAACUACUCAUGUGCAAUGCAUGCUAAGUUUGAAUUGGUCAACAAAGUCUUAGCGGAGAAGCUGUUUCCAACAAAAUAUUUCUGCUGGCUAGAUAUUGGACUUUUCCGGGCUCUUGCUGAUGACAAGAAGACCUUCAAGCUCCAGAUUCCCAAAGAAUGGGAUCAACGGAAAGUAGCCUAUAGUGCAGUAUCCCGUUUUAACAAACAGACGACAAUCGUAGAUGUUAUUAAAAACAAUAUGGUGUGGGUUGGAGGCGCAACGUUUUUAGGAACACCCGAAGUGCUUCUUAACUACACGGAAGACUACAUGAAUAUGGUCAAGAUGCUGUUAAAUCAACGCUUGAUGAAUACGGAUCAGCAGGUUAUAUAUUCCAUGUUCCUACCAUCCUCACAGGUUAAACCCAGAGUUCAGAUACAACUAUUCUCCCGCGAGCACAAUCCUUAUGACUAUUGGUUCUACCUUGGGUACCUGUGCAGGGAGACAUGGUUACAAACCCAAACUCCUGUGAAUAAAACAGCCUAA
Haliotis rubra (blacklip abalone) is the source of this 1419-nucleotide messenger RNA. RefSeq lists its product as uncharacterized. The coding region runs from base 1 to 1419 and encodes 472 amino acids. NCBI's taxonomy places the organism in Eukaryota, Metazoa, Mollusca, Gastropoda, Lepetellida, Haliotidae. The transcript is spliced from 3 exons. The record is from RefSeq and is a predicted model, not a curated record.